Messenger RNA from Rhineura floridana, 1506 nucleotides. RefSeq names its product chromosome 8 C12orf75 homolog (gene C8H12orf75). The coding region runs from base 67 to 456 and encodes 129 amino acids. NCBI's taxonomy places the organism in Eukaryota, Metazoa, Chordata, Lepidosauria, Squamata, Rhineuridae. The transcript has 7 exons. The record is from RefSeq and is a predicted model, not a curated record.
UUUUCUCUCGGCAGCGCGGGCCGCGGUCGCGUGCAGAGCGCCUCAGCCAGCCGGCGUUGUCGGGCGAUGGGCUGCGGGAAUUCCACUGCCGGCAGCGCCGGCAGCAGAGAUACUGCAGGAACUGCUAAAGAUGUAACAGAAGAAUCAGUAUCUGAAGAUGACAAAAGGAAGAACUAUGGGGGUGUUUAUGUUGGUCUACCAGCUGAUGCUGCUACCAAGAUUUCCACCCAGACCAAGAUGGCACCUAAAGAAGAGAGACUGCAUUAUCGUAAGAAUACUCCUUACUUCGUAACAAGAUUAGAAGACCAUGAACGCUCUGAACUAUUCGAGCAGUUAGAGAUCACACAUCGCAAUGGAAUGCAGUGCUGUCUUUCAGCUGAAGAUUUACAUAGCCAGAAGAGUCAAGCCACAAAAAAGCUUCUUUGCUGUGAAAGUUACAACUAUGGAUCAAGCUGAAUGCUCAAAAUGGAACUGAAGUGUAGUAUUGUGCUAUAUGGAUCUUUUUGAUGUCCUCUAAUGCAGCAUUAAUUAACAGAUGUAUGAUGGGCAUUUCUGCACAAAAAGCUGACGCUGUUGAUCACCAACACUUUGGCUGUAACUACCGAUUUUAUGGAUGACAAUAGGUCUAUUUUUCUUUGGCUACUUUUGAUAGCUUUUAUAUAAGGAGACCAUGACUACUGUUCACUCAAGUGUUCCUAGACUAAGGGUAGUGUAAAUUAACUAUUGAUUUACUCCAGAGUAAUAUAUUUGAGAAAUAUAUUCAAGCUAUUGCUGUGGGAAUUUGGAGUUAGGUACCGAUAGGCAUUGUCAGUUCCUUCUAACUACCUGCUUUUAUACUGUGAACCAGCUACUGAAGUUGACAUGCCAUUUUUAAAAUAUAUAGAAUUGUUCAAGAAAACUUCUUUCACCAGAAAUCAUUGCAAUAUUUUUCAGUGAGAUGCUUACCUACCUACCUACCUUUCUUUUGGUUUGGCAUUAAUCCUUGUAAGUAUUAAGCACUGGAAGUAACCACUGCUUCACAAAAUAGUCAUGUUAUGUCUUCCAUUUCACAUAAAUAAUGGUGGUUUUUAUUUUUAUGAUAGAAGGCAAUGACAGGAAUAAGCCUCUAAGCAUUGCAGUAGGCAAAUGGCAUUCAUUUAUAUAGGGCUUGCAGAGAAAUAAUGUGCAAACCCCGUUGAAAUAAAUGACACCUGUUCAGCCACAGUGCUUAAUGGGCCAUACUCAGUGCAAAGUUUAACAGAGACCUGCACACCUCUUAAAUUGAGAUAUUUUGAUCAACUUCAGAGUUUUGUAUCUUAAUCUUGUUAAUGGCAGCAUCACAUUAAGGGGAUAUAAACAAGACUUUGUUCCAAUAUGUACCUUUUACAUACCAUACUGUUAAGUGACCCAUUAUGUGUUCAGAUGCAGUUGACUUUGUACUGACUAUCUUUCCAUGUAGCCCCACUCAGUGCUUCUGCAUGACUGAAGGGGAUGUAUUAAAUUAUUAAAGCAUUUUUUUUGCAUAGC